Seriola aureovittata is the source of this 8246-nucleotide messenger RNA. RefSeq names its product discs, large (Drosophila) homolog-associated protein 2a (gene dlgap2a). Gene Ontology annotation, molecular function: molecular adaptor activity. The record is from RefSeq and is a predicted model, not a curated record. The transcript is spliced from 8 exons. Bases 717 to 5324 code for a protein of 1535 amino acids. Gene Ontology annotation, cellular component: postsynaptic specialization; glutamatergic synapse. NCBI's taxonomy places the organism in Eukaryota, Metazoa, Chordata, Actinopteri, Carangiformes, Carangidae. Gene Ontology annotation, biological process: signaling.
GAGAGGAAUGACACUGAGAUAGUGGAAAAGUCUGCUUGGUGCCAUGUAAAAAAAACAAAAAAAACAAAACAAAAAAACAAAAGCCUCUCACUAUCUCUUGCUCCUCUUCUCGCCAUAACUCUCCAUCUGUUCUGGUAAACGCUGUGUGACAAAGUCCAGGAUCCAGACUCCAGUCCCAGAUUUUUGCUCAAGCCAUGCUGUUGGAACCAGCAGCAGCAAAUGCCUGUUUUGCCUGCCUCUCUCCUCUCUCCCUCUCUUGCUGCGCGCUACUCUGCUCUGCUGCAGUGGAUGGUCCUCACGGUGCGCUCUCAACUCGUCUCAGUGGAGGAGAUCUGAGCAUCUCACUGUCAUUUUCCCACCCUUCUUUCCCGUUUUAGCCCUCGUUCUUUUGCCACCCACCCCCUACCCUCACCCCCCACCCUCUUACCUAUCGUCAGAGGGUCCGGAUAAAUGUGAGGGAAAAGUCAUAGGAUAGACGAGGGAGAAGGGGAGAGCUCAGGAAGUCUUUAACCCAAACAUCUCUUGCACAUAUGACUGUGUGAUGCUGCGCUGUCUCCGGGUGACAGAGAAGCUCGUGCUCUCUUAGAUGCCUCCUGCUCUUAGACUCUGUGCCAGAAUCACAGUGCACACUGUGUGGUGAACCAGAAGACCAGCAGUAUUCAUGGUCACCCUCGCAGUACUUCGAUGAGGACAGCUACUCCCCUCCACCCAGGAACAUGAAGGGUCUCUCUGGCGGCCGCCCUGCCCAGCUCCAGCUCACCUCUCCCACCUCAGCCCACACCUGCGGCCUGGCUGAAUGCGACCAUUCCCUGGACCACCACCUCCAUCAUGGCGACUCACGGCCCCCCUCCUACCUCCUCAGCCCCACUGAAAGCUGCCCCCUUGAGGGUCACCACCGCUGUUCCCCGCGGAGCUCCAUCCACUCUGAGUGCAUGGUGAUGCCGGUGUCCAUGUCGGCCACUGACCACUCCAUCUCUAGUAGCACUUUCCCCCGCAUGCACUACGGUAGCGCUUCACGGGACAGCGGUGGAAACACUUCUGGUGGCAGGGACUCCCGAGACGACGGCGGCUCAUCCUCACACGGUGGCAGCGGCAAAAUGAACCGAAUCCCAGCAAACCUCCUGGACCAAUUUGAAAAGCAGAUGCCGCUGCACCGGGAUGGCUUCCACACAUUGCAGUACCAACGCACCUCCACCACAACCACAACUACAGAGCAGCGCAAUGAAAGCCCCGGGCGAAUACGACACUUAGUUCACUCGGUGCAGAAGCUUUUCACAAAGUCGCACUCUCUAGAAGGAUCCUCCAAAAUGAAUGGCACCAAAAGCGACUCGCACCGGGACUCGCACCACCAUCAUCACCACCACCAAGGCCACCACAAACACAGCAAACGCAGCAAGAGCAAAGACCGUAAAUCUGAAGGCAGCGGCAAGCAGCGCUCUGGAGGUUGGUGGAGCUCGGACGAUAACCUAGAUAGUGACAGCACGUACAGAACACCGAGCAUCAUGUCGCGGCAUCCUGUGGACCACAUCAGCCACUGUUACCCUGACUCCAUGCACGGCCACCUGGCAGGAGACCUAUCGCUAAAGACCUCCAAGAGUAACAAUGACGUCAAAUGUUCAGCUUGCGAGAGCAUAAGCAUGGCGCCAGAGGGCAAGUUCAUGAAGAGGAGCUCCUGGUCAACGUUAACGGUCAGCCAAGCCAAGGAGGCCUACAGGAAGUCAUCACUCAACCUGGAGAAGCCCAUGACACCCACUGACCUCAAGCCCAACCUCAGGCCCUGUCACUACCUACAGGUGCCCCAGGAUGAGUGGGGGGGUUACCCUGGCGGCGGGAAGGAUGACGAGAUCCCUUGUCGUCGGAUGCGGAGCAGCAGCUAUGUUAAAGCCAUGGGGGAUGAGGAGAGCGGAGAGUCAGACUCCAGCCCCAAGACAUCGCCUCAGAGGUCGGUGCGGCCAGACGCCCUGGUCAAGGCCAUCAUCAGACCCAGGGACCUGUUGGACUCUCAGAGCUCUUACCGCCUGGAUAAAAUCAACAGUGACAUGCGUAACUACAUCACCAAUUUUGCUGCAGACUUAAGUCAGAGCUACCACUUGCAAGCCACCAGGGACAUGCACCCAAGCAUUGCCUUGGAUCCCUCUGCCAACUACAACUCGCCCAAGUUUCGCUCCAGGAACCAGAGCUAUAUGCGGGCCGUCAGCACCCUCAGUCAGGCUAGCUGUGUUAGCCAAGUGAGCCAGGUGAGUGAAACAGAAAUAAAUGGCCAGUUUGAGUCAGUGUGCGAGUCUGUGUUCAGUGAGGUGGAAUCCCAGGCCAUGGAGGCUUUGGACCUCCCCGGCUGCUUCCGAACCCGGAGCCACAGCUACCUGCGAGCCAUCCAGGCCGGCUACUCCCAAGACGAUGACUGCAUCCCCCCCAUGGCCUCCACUGUCACCUCCACCAUCAGGUCCACCACAGACAGAAAUUAUGUGCAGGAAGACUCUUGUUUACCCGACCAGACCAGUAUACAUGAGGAUUUGGCAGACACAGCCCCUUUGGCUCAUGAUGAUCUAGGCUGCCCCAUCAGAAGAGACAGGCUUUACCAACAAGAUAGCAUGGGGGCUACAGCCAAACCUUUGUCAGGACCACCUGUCUCUCCAAGCCUCUUCAGAUCGCCCAGAUCUAGUGCCCCAGAACGACCGUCACCAAAAGCCAUCCAGGCCAGUAUCAAAGAGUCGGCUACCUUGGCUGCAGCUAUCAGCAUGCAGUGGAAGGAAGAGGUCUCGGCCAUGCGGCGUGAGCUUGCUGAACUCAGGAGGGACCUCUGUAAAGAGCUUCGUGCUUUCAACAGUAAUUUCAACACUUUCACACAGCAUUACAACACGUGGUCUCCCCAAGGUGGUCAUAUGGCAGCUGGAGCUGGAGCAGGUUUAGACGGAGGGGUUGGGGCUGGGACAGGGACAGGAGCAAGGGCAGGAGCAGGAGCAGGGGCCGAGGAGGGAGCAGGGACAGGGGCAGUGGCAGGAGCACUUGGAACCUCCACAGUUGAUAGAGGCACCGGGGGAGCUAGAGAGAGGAAACCCCAAGUAUCCAAAGUGUCUGUGGGGACCCAGGCCAGAAGCAAGGUCCUCGUCCGGCAGAGCACUGCAGACGCAGCUGUCAAUUGUCCGGAGGAGAAGGAGGAAAAGAAAGGCGCCCGCCGAAAUCUGCCAAAACAGCUCUCGAUGGACCCAAGCAUUCUUGCCUGUCCACAGUCAAUGUAUGUGGAGAGUGCCAUACCACUUUCUUUGGAUCCAAUACUUACAGGCUCUCUUAGAGCACAAUUCGAGCCAUUUGACUUGCCUGUUGUGCCCUCUGCAGCUAAACCAGAACCAAAACUAGAGCUACCAGACCAUGCAAUUGUGAGUUUAUCUGACGUGGCCACCAAUGAGCCAACCACCACUCAUGGUAGGGUGCCACUUCCAGCAGAAACAACCCUUGAGAAGCCCCAGGAUUCAGUGACAGUGGAACAAGAAAUGGUAAUCACUGCACAGCUAAUAAAUAUAGACCCAGCUAAUGAGUCCCAUUCAGAUACUGAACCAUCUCAGCCUGAUGACAUGAAAUCUCCAGAUGCAGAACUAAUUAAAAGAGACAAGAUACAGCUACCAUAUCCAGUCCCUGUAGUUACUGUGUCUCCACCAGAGGAGCAUGAUGAUGAUAUCAUGUCAGAUUCAGAGUCUCUAGAUCCCAACACUGUGAACAAACCGGAUCCAGUCUCUCAAGAUCCUACUACUGUGUCUUUGCCAUAUUCAGGAUUAGAAGAUCCUGAUCCUGCAGAAUCAACAGAAUUAGAACCAAAAACAUCAGACCCAUCCACAGUGUCUUCAACAGACCCAGUUAAUCAAGGCCCACUCUCAGCCGGUGAUGUACCCUCACUUGAUCUUUAUACUGUUACGCCAUAUAAUUUAGAGACUGACAUCAAUUGUCCAUCCAUUGUGGUGUCAGAGCACCUGGACACAGAACCUCCUGCAAGUCCAACUGACAUUGACACAAAUCCAGAUCCCAUUAUCACCCUUCCAGAUUAUCCUCCUGACCCUCCCCCAGAGCAAAUGACUUCGGUCUCAACCUUUGCUUCCAGUUCAGUAGAAAGUCCACCAAACACUGAACCAGAGCCCCAAGACUCGGAGUGGCCACCCCUUCCAGAACCCCUGGACACCACUCCUAUAUAUCACGCUGAUCUGGUCCACUUUGACUUAGUCAUGCUGACUUCCCUAGAUCAAGAUGAUCUUGACUCAGUGUUCAUGGACCCUGAACCAGAACCAUUUGACCUGAGUGAUGACUCUCCAUCUAAUGCUGAGGAUUUAGAUCCACCCUUAUACCACUCAGAUUGUCCAAGUUCACCCAUAGCCACGGUUGACCCUGCCAUGCUGUGCCCCUUGGAUCUAUCACAGUCAACAGAAUCCAUUGGUUCAGAUCCAGCUAUAGAGAAUCACCUAGCUCAAUUGCCUCAGGGCGUAGCCUCAGAAUUACAUGAAGUCCUACUACCACAGGUCACUGUCACAAUAUCCCCUCCUAGUUCAGUAUCCCCAGAUACUUCACUGGAGAUAGACUUUGGACCCACAAGUCCAGCCCCAGAUUCUCUUCCACCAGACACAGAUCCAGCCCCAGAUCCUUUUCAACCAGACACAGAUCCAGACCCAGAUCUUCUUCAACCAGACACAGAUCCAGCCCCAGAUCCUCUUCCACCAGACACAGAUCCAGACCCAGAUCCUCUUCCACCAGACACAGAUCCAGACCCAGAUCCUUUUCAACCAGACACAGAUCCAGACCCAGAUCUUCUUCAACCAGACACAGAUCCAGACCCAGAUCCUCUUCAACCAGACACAGAUCCAGACCCAGAUCUUCUUCAACCAGACACAGAUCCAGACACAGAUCCUCUUCAACCAGACACAGAUCCAGACCCAGAUCCUCUUCCACCAGACACAGAUUCAGACCCAGAUCCUCUUCAACCACACACAGAUCCAGACCAGGAUCCUCUUCAACCAGACACAUAUCAGGCCCCAGAUCCUUUUCCCCCAGAUACAGAUACAGAUCCAUCACUACCAGAUCUCGAAGUCAUAUCCUCACUGGACCUGGCACACAUGGAGCCAGAUGAUAUUAUAGUAUAUCAGGAGUAUGAUGAAUGUGCAGAAGAAGAGACCCCAGGGAGUCCAGAGAGGUCCUCAAGUGAAAAGGCCUUUCUGUGGUACAGGUGGCAGAAGAGGGGCCAUAGACGAGAGUCAAUGCACAGGAGUGCCAGUGUGGAACUAUGGAGCGGUAGAUACGAGUACAACAGUGCAGAAAUCACAUACGUGUCUCUCACUCUGUGAGUUCAUACCUCAUUCUCAGCAGACAAAAUGUAGCUCAAAGUAUAUUUAUAUAGCUCAUGGUUUGUAGCUGCCAGUGCACUGUAGAGCAAUGUGCAGAUCUAAAUGUCAUGUGAACAUUGGCAUUCAGGCAAGCACUUCCCUAUAUACAAGCCUGCAGUAAAAAAGACUGCAUUGGUAGCAGCAAAAUCCAUAUGUCACUGACUGCAAGAAUGUGAUGAACCAUUUGUGGUGACAAAUAUACUGAACAACGAUAAAUUCAGAGAGCAGUGUGAACUUCUCUGAAGCCUGUUGUCACCAUUGAUGUGAAUUCUCUUCCAGGACAGUACUGCUUAUUUCAUAGUACCUUUUUUUUACUCACUGGAUACACUUGUAAUGAAUGUUCUUGCUCGGUCAGUGGAUUACAUCAAAGACAUUUUACGCAUCUAUUUUAAGAGACUCUUUUGGAGCUCUAUUAUAGACCACGGACAAGAUGGCCUUAUGUGUACAAGGUCCAGACAAUGCUUGCAGUGAUAAUGGAAACUUUCCUCCCCUUGACGUGUUUCAGGCUCCGUGUUUAUUGUCACUCCAGAGUGGGGUGAAGUAAAUCUUGGCAGUUAUCAUAUAACUAUAAGGACAUACUGUUUACUAUGUGAGCUGUUUGGAUGGACUCUGCAGGUAUAAAGAACAAGGACAUGAUGCUGUGGGAUGAUGUUUGCACAAUCAUAGACAGAGCUGGAACUCUAUACUGUUAAUUUGUUGGGAAAAUAACUUGCAUCAUUCACACUCACGCUCAAAUAUAAUUACAAACCAGAACAGUUACGGUAUGUAGCUUCACAACCUCAUGUUAACUUACAUGCACAUACACUUUGCUACCAAACAUACAGCACACACUGUACACACACAUCUUUGCUGGACAAUAAGUAUAAAGAUACAUUUAUUUUAAAAAAAAUAAAUAAAAAUACACAGUAAAUCGUGAUUAAAUUUGUCUGAUAAUCUGACUAUAGUAAUAAUAGGCCUUGAUGAGAGGUGAUAUUGUAUUUUUUACUGUAAAAUAUCAUCUUAAUGCUCAGGAAUCAAAGACUGAGAAUGUAAUACAACCGGGACAUAAGUGUAAUGAAAUGAAUUGAAUUGUGUUCCUUCCUGAAAAGAGGUGUACAUCUUUGUGUGGCUUUUUUUUUUUUUAAAUGUGUGACACUGAAUGAUGAAAAUUAUGUUGUAAUGGUGCAUGACAGAUGGCCUCAAUAUUUUGUGCAUUUCAUACACAGUGCCUCACUGUAAGUAUUUGGUUCUAUUCAUAGUUUCAUUUUGAUGAAAGGAGCCGACAUACCACCGGAUACACGGAAUUCUGUUACCAGCAAUGAACAGCUAAAAAGCCAGGCAAAUCAUAAGAUAUAUCUGUGCUAUCUAUCCAAUUAACGGGCUCUAUAUGGAAUCACCCACUGAAGUCUGUGCUCUAAUAAAGUGCAGUGGAACAAAAGGAAUCUGUCAGCUGAGCAUCAGUGAGCUACCAGAAAAGGAUUUUCCUGAGUGUUGUUUUGAAUUGAAUAUGCACAGAGUACUUCAUGAAAGUUUUGCUAAAUUGACUGAAUCUGAAAGGUUUUCAAAGCGGUGGGAAGUCAAUUAGUCUGUACUGUUUCAUUCUUUCUGCUCGUUUAUCUGGCAAAAAAGAAAAAAAAAUGCCUUUUCCUCCCCAGACAACUUCUACGUUUAAAUUUUCAUUUGCAAAUUGUAAAAAUUGGUAUCUAGAAGUAGCACAUAAUUUAACCUGUACUGCAGUCACAUUAUGUUUAUUCAUAAGGUAUAGUCUAAGAAUAAACUCUUUCAGGAUUCAGUCAUGCAAUGAAAAAUACUGGCAUGUGAUAACAGGCCCUUUUGUUUUUUUUUUGUUUUUUACUGUGAACUUCAGAACAAAGGGACUGGUGGUGAUGAGAAGUUAUGAAAUCUCUGCUUAACUGAAGGUGGAUUUGCAGAGAAAACUUGAUGUGCUGGCAUAGCUGUGUUUGUCAUAACACAGGAUCUACUGUUAAAUUAUUAAAAGGCAAAUAAGCCGAUGACCUCUAUGGCAUGUAAAACAAUUUAACUGCCCUACUAUAGUUUACAUAAUUGAUUGCUUUCUGUAUACAUCCAUUUUCAUUUUUUAUGAACUUAAUACAUUUAAGGAGCAAAUAUCAAGAUCAAUACUUUUCACUUCACCCAGCACUUGCCACAUAGGGGGUGGUCAUGUUUAAAUUUUUAGCACUCUUUACGAGAACUUUUUUUCUUGAUUCAAGAGUAAAUCUGGCAAAGAGAAGUAGUCAUAUUGUACUUAUAAAUCAGAGGCAAAAUGAUUGAGUGCUGCCUGAAUUAAGCAGUAAUGCAAUCUUUUUUUAAAAAAUACAGUAAUUUGAAUGCAUUUGAAUACAAAAUCAUGAAAAGAAAGAUACAUUUUGUCCUCUCAAAGAAAUAUUACCUUGCAAUUACUAUUUCCAAGAAUUGAACAUGCCAAGAAAAAAUCCAGUCAAGAAAAAAUAGUCACAUUUCAUACCACAGAACCAAUAUUGUUGAUGCACACACACAGUUGCAGAUGCAGGUCACCUGCAACUGUAACUCACCUGCAACUGUAAGUCACACAUCGCUGCUAAUCCAUAACUAAACAGGCUUUAAGGGGAGUCAGCUUUGUGGUUUUUAUAAUUACUAUAUAGGAUUUCCUGUCUUUAUCCAGGCACCUGUGUCAGGUCAGUGGUAAAGAGCCAGGUCAGAUGAUGUAUGUUCACACCAAUCUCAAACACAGGUUACUGCACCUGUGUGCAAACGGUAUAUAAUAAACAUCAGAUGUGUAUGAGCGUAGUAAACAUUCAAAGAUGAAAAAACAAAUGUAUCAGGAAAUAAACAGUAUUUGUGUGAAUGCUGAUUGCUUAUUGUAUACCUUAUCCAAAAUUUCCUUAGUCACUCCUUGAAGAAGAU